CACUCUGCAGCUGGUCGCCAGGGACCCGGUCCCUCCUGCGCUCCCAAGUGAUGGAGGGGAAGAGAUUCGCUUAGACACACACACGCGCACACAGCUGGGCACGUCUCCGGGAGGCAGCUGCCGGCUCGGGCGCUCUGGGGGCCGGGCGGCGGCCGUGACAGCGCCAGCCGCGGGGAGCGGGGCGCCCGCACAGCUUGGCACCGGAGGCUCGAGGACGCAGGAAGGGAAGAUCCCAGUCACACUGAGUGUUGCUCUUUUGGGCGGAUUGGGAGGGAGCGGGCUGCCCGAGGAGCUGUCACCGAGGACGCCCGAAGUCUCGCCCUCUGCGCGCAGGGUCCGGGGCUGCGCCGGUGCCCUCGUGGGGCAAGGAGGAUGCUCACCUCCCCCCGCAGAGCGGCUGCGGUCUCCGGCACUGCGCGGACUCCGGCUCCUGCGGCCGCCCGUGCCGUGCCCGCGCCACGGGAGCGCGCCCUGCCGCACCUGGUUCCAGCCUCUCAGGGAAGUGCAGGAAACGCGCCCUAAACUCCACUACUUCUCGCCCGCCUGCCCCCCCGCCCGGCUCCCCGCCUCAGACCUCGCCGCCGCCGCCGCCGCCGCCUCCGCCUGCGUGUGGGGCCCGCCCGCGUCUUACUCACACGCGCCACGCACAGCCCUGUUGGUUUGCUCUCAUUCACGCCGACUCGCUCUCCGCCGAGCCUAGCCCGGGCAUCCGAAACUACUGGACCAACUGCCGUCCGGACCGCAGCAGCGGCCGGGUGACCCCACGCGACCCGCCGCCGACCCCCGCGCCCUGAGGCUCCCGCCCGCGCCGCCACCGCCGGGGACCAUGAGAUAAUCAGAUACUCACUGUCUUCAGCAUUGGUGUCUUCUAUUCUCAACGGCAUUUCUGGUGGCCACCCCAGGAGUCUCCCUGACCUGUUUUAAAACCCUUGGAAAUUAAGGAGAGAAUCCACUACAUAUAUUCCUUUGAAAGUUUCCACCAUAUAUGUUCAAAAAUUGCUGAAUGAGCACAAGGAUUUGAAGGUGCUAAAGCAAGGGAUAAACCAAAAGGACAGCCAGUAGGUGAGGAGAGGCCAUGGAAUACCCGCCAACAAGAUAAUCAUCACUGGAAUAAUAGGGACCUGUCUGAAUGUAGGUGCGGUGGCUCAUGCCUGUAAUCCCAGCACUUUGGGAGGCCAAGGUGGGAGAAUCACUUGAGGUCAGGAGUUCAAGACCAGCCUGGCCAACAUGGCUGCAGCAGUCCUGAAGGUUGAUGGAGGGCCAUGCUAUUCAAACAGCAGGCGUGGCUGAGACAGAAGCUCCUGGUGCUGGGAAGCCUUGCCGUUGGGAGUCUCCUGUAUCUAGUCGCCAGAGUUGGGAGCUUGGAUAGGCUACAACCCAUUUGCCCCAUUGAAGGUCGACUGGGUGGAGCCCGCAGUCAGGCUGAAUUCCCACUCCGCGCCCUGCAGUUUAAGCGUGGCCUGCUGCACGAGUUCCGGAAGGGCAACGCUUCCAAGGAGCAGGUUCGCCUCCAUGACCUGGUCCAGCAGCUCCCCAAGGCCAUUAUCAUUGGGGUGAGGAAAGGAGGCACAAGGGCCCUGCUUGAAAUGCUGAACCUACAUCCGGCAGUAGUCAAAGCCUCUCAAGAAAUCCACUUUUUUGAUAAUGAUGAGAAUUAUGGUAAGGGCAUUGAGUGGUAUAGGAAAAAGAUGCCUUUUUCCUACCCUCAGCAAAUCACAAUUGAAAAGAGCCCAGCAUAUUUUAUCACAGAGGAGGUUCCAGAAAGGAUUUACAAAAUGAACUCAUCCAUCAAGUUGUUGAUCAUUGUCAGGGAGCCAACCACAAGAGCUAUUUCUGAUUAUACUCAGGUGCUAGAGGGGAAGGAGAGGAAGAAUAAAACUUAUUACAAGUUUGAGAAGCUGGCCAUAGACCCUAAUACAUGCGAAGUGAACACAAAAUACAAAGCAGUAAGAACAAGCAUCUACACCAAACAUCUGGAAAGGUGGUUGAAAUACUUUCCAAUUGAGCAAUUUCAUGUCGUCGAUGGAGAUCGCCUCAUCACGGAACCUCUGCCAGAACUUCAGCUCGUGGAGAAGUUCCUAAAUCUGCCUCCAAGGAUAAGUCAAUACAAUUUAUACUUCAAUGCUACCAGAGGGUUUUACUGCUUGCGGUUUAAUAUUAUCUUUAAUAAGUGCCUGGCGGGCAGCAAGGGGCGCAUUCAUCCAGAGGUGGACCCCUCUGUCAUUACUAAAUUGCGCAAAUUCUUUCAUCCUUUUAAUCAAAAAUUUUACCAGAUCACUGGGAGGACAUUGAACUGGCCCUAAAAUAAUAUGUCAUACAACACUAUGUGUUGUGCCUGGAGACACACAAUGUCUCCUGUAGAUUAAAAUAUGCACUUUUCCUAGGCAGAGCUAUCCAAGUCAUUUUUCCAUGUAUACUUGUACAUACGCAGUGUGUGACCAAAUAUAAGAUCAGUUCUUUUUCUACUGAAAAUUUACAAAAAAAAAAAAAAUGCUGUCUGCAUAGUCGCAUCUUUUAAGCUAUCUACAAAAGAGAAGAGGUGGUGGUAUUGGGGGAAAGUGACUUCAGCUAUUCUCAAAGAGUUAGUCUUCCUUUGAUUCAGAAUUUGUCACCCGCCAUUUUCAUAGAUUUAAGCCAAAAGAUAAAUGUGUGAAAAUGUACCAAUGGCUGCGAAGCUUCAGGAAGUAGAGGAUCCAGUGAUGCAUUUUUUUUUUCCUAAGGGAAAGCUGGCUCUUUAAUUCAGAUGCUGAAUUGGUGCCAUGAAAACAGAAAAUGCUAUUUUCUUAUUAUUUAAAAGAAUAUCUUAUCUCAUAAAAUUGACAUUGCUCCAAAGUUCUUGUGGUGAUUUUGCACUAUUGUUUUCUCGUAUGGACCAUGGUGUCACUUGUAGCAUGUCAGUCACACAUUGGAAAGUCAAGUCCUUUUACUUCCAUGUUGUAUGUCAACAGAGAGAAAUGUCAUGUACAUAAUGUAUACUGUUGUAAAUACUGGUUUCACACUAAGUAAUUCUAUUUUGUAAACUGAAUAUGGCUAUUUAAUUUAUUGUGAAAAUUAAAUUUAUUGUGGUAUUUAAAAAUGGAAUGGAUUAAAAUUACUCUAUGUGCAA
Gorilla gorilla gorilla (western lowland gorilla) is the source of this 3106-nucleotide messenger RNA. RefSeq names its product heparan sulfate-glucosamine 3-sulfotransferase 5 (gene HS3ST5). Gene Ontology annotation, molecular function: [heparan sulfate]-glucosamine 3-sulfotransferase activity. Bases 1263 to 2303 code for a protein of 346 amino acids. NCBI's taxonomy places the organism in Eukaryota, Metazoa, Chordata, Mammalia, Primates, Hominidae. The record is from RefSeq and is a predicted model, not a curated record. The transcript has 6 exons.